ACUUUGUCAGAAAAAUUAGUAAAAUAAAAACUCGCACGCUGUGUAUGAUUUUUGUAACUUGAACGAGGGUGUUAGAAGUUUAAUUAAGUUGAAUUUGUGUCCAUUUCGAGCGCGGUAUAAUUAUUAAUUACACUUGAUACUUGAGUUGGCAUUCGUGCUACUGCAACAAAUUCCCCAAAACCCGAAACUCCCCAAGAAUCAGCGAUUCGGCAUCUACCAAAAAGGAUGCGUUUUAAACCAAUCCUUUAAGGAUUUUCCGACUUCUGGCCCUAAUAACAUACAUGAUCUAACUACGCAAAGCACACAGCAUGACUUCCAUUAUUAAAUUGCAAGCCCUGUCGGGGGCCAUGGACGAGUCGCCCCCUUGCUACGUCCUCCAAGUCGACGAAGUUCGAAUCCUUUUAGACUGCGGCUGGGACGAACAUUUCGAUAUGGAAAUCAUCAAAGAACUGAGACGACAUGUCCACACUAUAGACGCUGUUCUGUUGUCGUACCCCGACGUGUCCCACUUGGGGGCUCUGCCCUUCGCUAUCGGCAAGUUGGGUUUGAACUGCCCCAUCUACGCCACCAUCCCGGUGUACAAAAUGGGGCAAAUGUUCAUGUACGACUUGUACCAGUCUCACCAUAACAUGGAAGACUUUGAUUUGUUUUCGCUGGAUGACGUGGACGCGACGUUCGAGAAAAUCAUCCAGUUGAAGUACAACCAGAGUGUACCUUUGAAGGGUAAAGGGUAUGGGUUGACCAUCACGCCUUUACCGGCUGGACACAUGAUUGGUGGGACUAUUUGGAAAAUUAUGAAAGUUGGUGAAGAGGAUAUCAUUUACGCGAACGAUUUUAACCACAAAAAAGAGAGACACUUGAAUGGGUGCGAACUGGAGAAGUUGCAACGACCGUCUCUUUUUAUUAUUGAUGCUUUUAAUGCGACGUACCAGCAAGCGAGGCGACGGGCAAGAGACGAAAAAUUGAUGACUAACAUUUUACAGACUUUGAGGAACAACGGGAACGUUUUAGUGGCCGUGGACACCGCUGGUCGGGUUUUAGAGUUAGCACACAUGUUGGACCAACUAUGGAGGAAUAAAGAAUCAGGGCUUUUGGCUUAUUCUUUAGCUUUGUUGAAUAAUGUUAGUUAUAAUGUGGUUGAGUUUGCCAAGUCGCAGAUCGAGUGGAUGAGCGAUAAGUUGAUGAGGAGCUUCGAGGGGGCCCGCAAUAACCCCUUCCAGUUUAAACAUUUACAACUGUGUCAUAGUUUACUCGAGUUACAGAAAGUCCCGAGCCCUAAGGUGGUUCUAGCGAGUUCGGCCGACAUGGAAAGCGGGUUUUCUCGAGAGUUGUUUUUGCAGUGGUGCUCCAACCCCAGUAACAGCAUCAUUAUCACAUCCAGGACGUCGCCAGGAACGCUGGCGAGAGAUUUAAUUGAUAAUGGGGGCAACAGACAGAUUGAUUUGAUUGUGAAGCGGCGGGUGAAACUAGAAGGUAGCGAACUGGAGGAGUACCAAAAGAACCAAAGAGACAGACGCGACGAAAACGCCAACAAAGACGAGGAGUCCGACUCCGACGACGACAUCGAAAUGAGUGUGAUCUCAAAAGGCCGACACGACAUAGUAAUCAAACAGGAGGGCAAACAAUCCGGCGGAUUCUUCAAAGUUACUAAAAAACAAUACCCGAUUUACCCCUUCCAGGAAGAAAAAAUCAAGUGUGACGAAUACGGCGAAAUCAUCCGACCGGAAGACUACAAACUGGCGGAGGUCGUGCCAGAAGCCGAAGACAACAAAGAAAACGUAGUGAUAAAAAAGGAAGAGGAAGAUAUUCCUGAGGUGACUGAAGCGCCCUCUAAGUGUAUCGUACUUAGCAGAACUGUCCAAGUCAACUGUCAAGUCCAGUAUAUAGAUUUCGAAGGUCGCUCCGACGGGGAGUCCUUGAUGAAGAUUUUGUCUCAGUUGAGGCCCCGGAGGGUUGUUAUUGUACGUGGGUCGCCUGAAAGCACAGCCACUAUUCAGAAUCACUGUCAGGAAAAUAUCGACGCGAGGGUGUUCGCCCCAAAUCGGGGCGAAGUGGUGGAUGCCACCACGGAGACGCACAUUUAUCAAGUGAGGUUGACGGACGCUUUGGUGUCUCAGCUGAACUUCCAGAAGGCGAAAGACGCCGAAGUGGCGUGGGUUAAUGCCGAGAUUGUGGUGAGGAAGGGGCAGUUGGACGCGAAGAGGAUGAACGUGGAUAAUGAGCCCAUGGAUGUGGACGAGGAAGACUCGAAAAUCCUUACUCUGGAGCCCUACCCCACCACCAUCCCCCACGAGACGGUCUUCGUCAACGAGCUGAAACUCUCCGAGUUCAAGCAAGUUUUGGCCAAGAGCAACAUAACCUCUGAAUUUUCAGGGGGCGUCCUGUGGUGUUGUAACGGUACUCUGGCCAUCCGGAGGGUGGAGUCGGGCCGGGUGAUCCUCGAGGGCUGCAUUUCCGAAGACUACUACCGCGUGAAAGAACUCCUCUACGAACAAUACGCAGUACUAUGAAUGUAUUUUAUUUUUUAUAAAAAAAUUUUGUAUCAUU
Messenger RNA from Zophobas morio, 2547 nucleotides. It is a transcript of the gene CPSF2, whose product is annotated as probable cleavage and polyadenylation specificity factor subunit 2. The record is from RefSeq and is a predicted model, not a curated record. Bases 309 to 2510 code for a protein of 733 amino acids. Gene Ontology annotation, biological process: mRNA 3'-end processing by stem-loop binding and cleavage. NCBI's taxonomy places the organism in Eukaryota, Metazoa, Arthropoda, Insecta, Coleoptera, Tenebrionidae. Gene Ontology annotation, molecular function: RNA binding. The transcript has 7 exons. Gene Ontology annotation, cellular component: mRNA cleavage and polyadenylation specificity factor complex.